ACUUACUUUGCCUUGGACGCGAUCAGCGAACUUGGGUUCGGCACCCCAUACGGUUUCCUCAAGGAAGAUCGGGACUUGUAUCAGUACGUCAGCACAAAGGACGCCUUCUUCCCAGUGAUGAUUACAAUGGGAAACGUUCCUUGGCUGGCGACCCUGAUGCAUAGCUGGCCCCUGAAUCUGGGCUUGCCGAAGUCUGGUGAUUCGGUUGGGUUCGGGGCUCUCAUGGGCUUUGCCAAAACCUUUGUGGAUGGAAGACUGGCCCCGGGUACGAAGCCCGGGCGAGAUAUGAUUCAGUCUUUUAUUAACGCUGGCCUGACGCGCAAGGAGUUGACACAGGAAGUUUACGUGGAGACGAUUGCCGGAUCUGACACUACCGCAACUGCCAUCCGCAUGAUUCUUCUCUGCCUCCUCUCUAACCCGCCGGCUUUCGUCGCGCUUCGCGCAGAGAUUGAUUCCGCCGUCGCCAAGAAGAUUAUCAGCUCGUCAAUCAAAGACUCAGAAUCACGAUACAUGCCUUAUUUACAAGCCGUGAUCCGCGAGGGCCUGCGUCUUUACCCGCCAUCGACUGGCAUCGUGAGCAAAGAGGUCCCUGUCGGUGGGGACGUUGUUCACGGGUACCGGUUGCCCGCCGGAACACAGCUAGGAGAAAACAUCUGUAGCAUCGGCAGAUCCGAGGAGGUCUUUGGGCCCGACGCACACCUUUUCAGACCCGAGAGGUGGAUCGAAGCGGCCAUGGAAACCGACGAAGAGAGGUACAGGGCGAUGAUGGCGACCACGGAUCUUGUGUUUGGAUAUGGGAAGUUUUAUUGCAUGGGGAGGAGCAUUGCACUGAUGGAAUUGAACAAGAUUUUCGUCGAGCUUCUCCGCAGGUAUGACUUUGCUAUUGCAAAACCCGAAAAGCCUUUGAGGCUCUGGAGCGCCGGGUUCUGGAUAACACACGAUUUUUGGCUGAGAAUUACCAAGAGAGAUAGCAGGUGACAAGUAACCCAGUCACUGCAGUCUUCAGCGUUUCUUUGUCUUUAAAUAUUGGCCUUUGUUUAAAUGGACUAAAUGCAUCUUGCAUCGUCAGUACAAAUAAGAGAUCUACGCAUACUUACAGGUACUCCUAACUACAUAAUAUUCGGUACAUCUACGGAUAAAUCGUUCAAAGAAGAAACUUCAGUCAGGAUACGUUGGUUCAAUCUAUGUUUGGGUUAGCGGCACCUUCUUCUGCAUAGGUAGGUAGUACCGGUAUGUAGAAAGCCCAUUAUCUACCCCUCCCCGAUCAUCUGAGGGGUGGCCGGAAGCUCAUCCGCUGUUACCCGCACGCUUUGGAGUAAGCCAAGAGAUUGUAACAGUGGAGCGCAUCUCGUACAAGCCUCUCAGGUGGAGUGGGCGCUUACAGGACUCCGAGUGGGGUUGGGCAGG
Molecule: messenger RNA, 1407 nt
Organism: Colletotrichum navitas
Lineage: Eukaryota; Fungi; Ascomycota; Sordariomycetes; Glomerellales; Glomerellaceae
Product: cytochrome P450
Exons: 4
Molecular function (GO): heme binding; oxidoreductase activity, acting on paired donors, with incorporation or reduction of molecular oxygen; monooxygenase activity
Source: RefSeq, a predicted model, not a curated record